Colletotrichum orchidophilum is the source of this 1050-nucleotide messenger RNA. RefSeq lists its product as uncharacterized. Bases 1 to 1050 code for a protein of 349 amino acids. The transcript is spliced from 2 exons. Lineage: Eukaryota; Fungi; Ascomycota; Sordariomycetes; Glomerellales; Glomerellaceae. The record is from RefSeq and is a predicted model, not a curated record.
AUGCACAUUUCCACUCUUUUCACAACGUUCGCUUUGACACUCUCAGUUCAGGCCCAGCACCAUAAUGGAGCAGCGGCCGCUCGUGAGUUGCUUGAGAGAGCCGAGCUUUACCCUCAUACCACACCACCGCACUAUAGCCCUCCUCCGUAUCCAACAGGGUCUUUGCAUCCCACGAUAACCCCUCCGCCAGGGUUUUACUCGACGGGGCCAAGCACGUUUUCAACUCUUUUCUCCAGCAACACUACGAGCAAGCACAAGACGAAGAAGAGAACAAGCACCCGCCGUUCAAGUAGCCGCUCGUCAAGCCCUAGCAAAACUUCAAGCAGAAGCUCAAAGUCUUCCGGGUUCAGCACUGCCUCUUCUUCUAGUAUGAGCAGUAGCUCACGCGCGCCCCCAUCUUCAAGUUCCAAGGCUAGCAGCUCCCACGGUUCCUCCUCGUCUCACUCCAGCCUCAGCUUCAGCACGCGUCCAUCGUCAACACCCACCUCCGGCAUACAUUCAAGUAUCACAGGGCGUUCUACCCCCACCUUCAAUGCCAGUAAAAACCCCACCACCCCAGUUCCUAGUCCCAUAGAUGGCGGUGGGGCUGCUGCGCCUCCCGGUGGCAGCGGAGGUGGCAAUGGAGGUGGUGGCGGAGGCGGUGAUGGAGGCAGCGGCAAAGGCGGCGGCGGAGGUGGAGGUGGAGAUGGAGGUGCAGGCGGUGCAGGUGGUGCGGGAACCACAAGAACGAGCACGGGAUCUAGCUCUAGCUCCCUUCCGCCAACGCCAACCAAGUCGCUUCCGCUAGUCACACCGGCUGUUGGUACAACAUCAGGGUCAUCUAUUUUGGAAGUUGUGACGGCAACGAACAUCAACCCGCCCGCUUCAAGUAGUGCUGUGCCAUCCCCCGUUCCAUGCUAUAACUACGAGUGGUUUGCAUACGGAUGGUGCUGCCCUGGUCCAGGCGUUACUUGCAAGAAUGACGAUGGUAUCUGCUACUUUGAUGGUUCAGGAGGCACCGAUGUGUUACCAAAUUCGGCCGUUUGUCCGCCUGGAAACGCAAGCCAUUGA